Molecule: messenger RNA, 3588 nt
Organism: Aspergillus neoniger CBS 115656
Lineage: Eukaryota; Fungi; Ascomycota; Eurotiomycetes; Eurotiales; Aspergillaceae
Product: TPR-like protein
Exons: 4
Coding region: 1-3588 (1195 amino acids)
Biological process (GO): nucleoside metabolic process
Molecular function (GO): catalytic activity; ADP binding; protein binding
Source: RefSeq, a predicted model, not a curated record
AUGGCAUCCGGGUCGAAACCUUCUCACAAUGAUUAUACCGUGGCAUGGAUAUGCGCACUCCCAGUGGAGCUGGCGGCUGCCCAAGCCCUUCUGGAUGAGACCCACGAUCAGCUUCCAGCCGGACCGAAUGACGCGAAUGUUUACACACUAGGGUGCAUAUGUGGCCAUAGAAUUGUCCUCACCUGUUUACCGAGCGGUGUAUGCGGGACGAUCUCUGCAGCUGUUGUCGCGACCCAACUUUUGUCAACUUUUCAUUCCAUCCAAUUCGCCCUCCUAGUCGGUAUUGGCGGAGGCAUACCAACUAAGAAUGCGGAUGUCCGCCUUGGCGACGUAGUCGUUGCAAGACCUACUGACAAGAACGGAGGUGUCGUACAAUAUGACUUUGGCAAAGCAACAGCCGCUGGCUUUCAGCGGACAGGCAUGUUGAAUAACCCGCCCAGAUCCCUCUUGCACGCGAUCUCUAAAGUAGAAGCAAACCAUUUGUCACAUGACCGCCAAUUUGUCUCUUUUCUGUCUGAAUUCGAAAGGAGAACGACUGAACAGGGAGCCUUGGUCUUCUCGAGGCCGGUGACGGAAGACCAUCUGUAUCUUGCAGAUUACCCUCAUGCUGGCAUCCGGUCCGAUGGAUGUGCAAAUUGCGAUAAGUCAAGGACGGCUUCACGGCCUGUCCGAUGCGAUGGCUUGCCAGUGGUUCAUUAUGGAUUGAUUGCAUCAGGGAACCAAGUGAUCAAAGACAGUCACGUACGUGACAAGCUAGGGCAGGAGCUUGGGGCGUACUGUGUUGAGAUGGAAGCAGCCGGUUUGAUUAACCAUCUUCCAUGUUUGGUGAUCCGUGGCAUAUGUGACUAUGCUGAUUCACACAAGAAUGCCGCAUGGCAUGGGUAUGCUGCCGCUACGGCUGCAGCAAACUUCGCAGGCAAUUUUGUCGGUCGGGAUGUAAACCUCCGCAAGCUAUGGGAGAUCCUGCGACCGAAUAAAGGGACGGCGCGCAAAGGUGUCGUGAUACAUGGAAUGGGUGGGCUGGGCAAAACACAACUAGCAGCCCACUUCGCUCGCAUGCACAAAGAGGACUUCACAUCAAUUUUCUGGCUGCAUGGCAAGGAUGAGACUACCUUGAAUGCGUCAUUUGCAGACCUCGUUGUCCGCGUCAGAGAUAUGGCUGCAACCGACAGUACGCACCACCAUUCGAUGCAAGAAGGGCCACCUUUAUGUGCCAAAAGAGCUCUAGAGUGGCUGUCGAAGAAAAAUAACGCUGGGUGGCUUCUCAUCUACGAUGAUGUAGAAGCUGCUGACAUUAAAAGCUGGCUGCCGACUGCAGAUCAUGGCUCGAUCAUCAUCACAACUCGAUCACCGCAACUUGCUGAGGGCAUGAUCGCUCACCCACUCACGCCGCUUCCCUUUGAGGAUGCCUUGCAACUACUCACUGGCGAGCCACGCCUUAGUGACAGCACAUACGGCAUAUGCCAAGACGACCCAAGCUCGGAAGCACUAGCUAAGCGUUUGCACGGAUUACCUUUAGCACUGGCACUUGCAGGAUCCUAUAUUCACCGGACAGGUAUGAGCUGCUCCAAAUACUUGGAAUACUACCAAAGCCAAUGGUGCAGCCUUCAGGCAGCCGCUCAACCUCUUCGAGGGUACCCAAACGGAAAUUUGCAGACGGCGUGGAGAGUUUCUUAUGAGGCAGUUAAGCAAACCUCUCCACUGGCGGCACAGACCUUCUUUGUUCUUUCGCUCUUUCACCACGAGGAUAUAUGGUACGAGCUACUCCACAGCGCCAUGCAAUCCCGCAUUCUACCACCAGGGCUUUCAGAAGUUUUGUCAAACGAGAUCCAAUUCUCAAAGCUGAUGCAGAUAUUGUUGGACUUCUCCCUGGUACAACAGUCUUCGCGCAACGGGAGUUAUUGCUUACACCCUGUCAUACAAGAUUGGUGUGAGAAUGAGCUUCCGUCUAUCGAUUCAAACCUCAGUGAGCUUGGCAGAGAGACCUUUACCAUUCUCGCAGUCACAGUGGGCUCGAACGCCCAAUUUGCGCUAGACACGAACGACUGGUCGUUGCAACAGCGUCUUCUGUAUCACGCAAACAGACUCAUGCCAUUGAUGCGAGGGAAACCGAGAGAGAGUCGAGAUUCUGAGGUCCUUUCGGCACUUCAUGCAAUUGGGCGUCUGUAUUGGACGUAUGGAAGGCACGAACGAGCAGAGCAGAUGUACCAAAUGGCACUUGCUGGGAGAGAGAUGGCGUUCGGCCCUGAUCACAGAGUCACGCUCCAGACCGUCCACAACAUGGGCUUGCUGUACCACGACCGGGGAGACUUGAGAUCAGCCGAGCUGAUGUUUGAGCGGGCGCUUUCCGGAUAUAAAAACACUGAAAUUGAUGAUUCUCAACCGGAGGCGCUGGAUACCCUUCAGAGUCUUGCAAAUAUCUACCAUGCUCAGGGGAGACUGGACGAGGCCGAAAGGCUGUGCUACAAGGCACUGACGGGAUACCAAAGUUUAUCGACAGCAAGCAGUCCAUUGGUCUUAAAUGCAAUGCAUAACCUUGCAAACAUCUACUUUUCUCAAUACCGGUUACCCGCAGCAGAAGAGCUGUACGACGAAGCCUUGAGGGGCAAACAGAAAUCUUUUGGUGAAUAUCAUACGUCGACGCUAGACACAAUCCAUAACAUAGGUGUUGUCUAUUUUGAGCAAGGCCGAGGGCAGGAAGCUGAAGAAAUGUUAUUUGGGAAAGACCACGCGUCUGUAUUCGACACGCAAUUCCAACUAGGCACCCUUUAUCGCUCUCAGGGUAAAUUGAAAGCGGCCGAGGAAAUGUACCAACGCGUUUUGUUGGGACGAGAGAAGGUUCUAGGCGCUUGUCACUUCUCAACUCUUCAUACUAUCCACCAUAUUGGAAAUCUCUAUUAUAUGCAAGGCAGGCUGCAGGAAGCGGAGCAGAUGCAAGAACGAGCACUCAAUGGCUUUGACUGCACCUUUGGUCAUGACCACACCUAUACACUUGAAUUAGCCCAAACCCUGGCUGUUUUCUGUUGCCAGAGAGGGAAGCUCGAUAAGGCAGAAUCAAUGUUUCAACGCGUUCUGUCCGCUAAAGAGCAGAUUAAUGGGAAGCGCAGUGGACCGGUGCUUGCUAUCCUGAACAACCUAGCAAACGUAUACAGAGAACAGGGCAGACUCCGGGAAGCAGAAGAGACCUACAAGUUGGUCUUGGCCGAAUGGCGGAAACACAGCCCAACGCAUACUGCGGCACUCGGUGCUUUGAACAAUCUAGGUGUCGUCCACCAAGACCGGGGCCAACUGAAAGAAGCGGAGAAAAUGUUCAAAGAAUGCCUAAAUGGGUAUGAAAAAGAACUUGGUCCUAAUCAUAUCCUUACACUGGACACGGUGUCUAACUUGGGAGAUUUGUAUCGGGAUCAGCACAAGGCCCACAGGGCAAAAGAGCUUUACUUGCGCGCUCUUGCCAGCUAUGAGGAGACCUUGGGUCCCGACCAUCCGAAAACCCAAGAAACUGCAAACAAAGUCCGCUUGAUAUGUAAUCAUCCAAGCUUGACGAAGCGAGACUUUAUUGUCAGACUUUGGAAAGGGUGUCGCUGGUAA